AUGUUGUGCUUUAACUUGGGUCGCCCAAAAAUGAAGCACUAUUUUUUGUCCCACACCACUUACCUCAUAUCUCAAAUGGAUCCUCUGCAAUAUAUUUUUCAAAAAGCCAUGCCGACGUGUAGGUUGGCAAAAUGGCAGAUUUUGCUUACCGAAUUUGAUUUUGUGUAUGUUACUCGCACCACCAUGAAAACACAAGCGUUGGCCGAUCAUCUGGCAGAGAAUCCCAUUGAUGAUGAAUACAAACCCUUAAACACAUACUUCCCUGAUGAAGAGAUCAACUCUAUUGAGGAAGAAAUUCCUGAUAAUGACCCCGUAUGGAAAUUAUAUUUUGAUGGGGCCGUCAACAAAAACGGAGUGGGUAUUAGGAUAGUUCUUAUCUUACCAAGUGGUUGUCAUUAUCCUUCCACAGCACGACUUCGAUUCUUUUCUACCAACAACACAACAGAAUACGAAGCUUGCAUCAUGGGUUUGAAUACGACAAUAAAUCUGGAUGUACAUGAGCUCUUAGUCUUAGGGGAUUCUGACUUGCUCAUUCGACAAGCUCGAGGCAAAUGGGAAACUCGAGACAUUAAGCUCAUACCGUACAAACAAUGUUUAGAAGAUCUCAUCAAAAAAUUCAAUUCCAUUGAAUUUAGAUAUAUUCACAAGUUUCACAAUGAGUUGGCCGAUGCUUUGGCCACCUUAGCAUCGAUGCUUCCAUACCCAGGUAAUGCCUACAUUGACCCGUUGGAAAUCCAAGUUAGGGAUCAACAUGGUUAUUGCAAUAUAAUUGCGGUAGAGGCAGAUGGUGAGCCUUGGUAUCACGACAUUAAAAAGAUUAUAAAAGCUAGAGAAUAUCCACUGCAUGCUGAUAGAGAUCAAAAAAGAACUAUUAGGCAACUUGCUAAUGGGUUCCUCUUAAGUGGCGAUAUCUUAUACAAAAGGACUCCGGAUUUGAAUUUAUUACGAUGUGUGAAUAAUCAAGAGGCGGAAACAAUUAUGAAUGAGGUACACUCAGGGGUAUGUGGCCCACACAUGAAUGGUUACGUCCUAGAGAAAAAAGAUUAUUCGGGAAGGGUACUAUUGGUUGACCAUGGAGAGAGAUUGCUUCCAAUUUGUUCGCAAGUGCUAUCAGUGCCAAAUUUAUAGCGACUUGAUCACUCACCCCCUUUAGAGUUGCAUCCUAUGUCUGCUUCAUGGCCUUUUGUUUCAUAGUGAAUAGACGUUAUUGGGCGAAUAGAGCCAAAAGCAUCUAACAGUCAUCGGUUUAUUUUAGUUGCCAUCGAUUACUUUACCAAAUGGGUAGAAGCUGUCACAUUCAAAUCAGUUACCAAGAAAGCGGUGGUGGACUUCGUUCAUUCCAACAUCAUAUGUCGUUUUGGCAUACCAAAAAUAAUUAUUACAGACAAUGCAAUGAAUCUCAACAGCCACUUGAUGAAGGAAGUUUGUGAGCAAUUUAAAAUUGUUCAUCGUCAUUCAACCCCUUAUCGUCCCAAAGCAAAUGGUGCUGUUGAAGCUACGAAUAAGAACAUCAAGAAGAUUCUUAGGAAAAUGAUGCAAGGAUCUAGACAGUGGCAUGAGAAAUUACCCUUCGCUCUCAUGGGAUAUCGCACGACUGUUCGUACGUCAGUCGGUGCAACUCCUUACUUAUUGGUUUAUGGAACUGAGGCUAUCAUACCCACAGAAGUUGAAAUCCCUUCUCUUCGAACCAUUGUUGAAGCAGAAAUUGAGGAUACAAAAUGGGUUAAAUCGAGGUUAGAAUAAUUAGCGCUGAUAGAAGAAAAACGAUUGACAUCAAUUUGUUUUGGUCAAUUAUAUCAGCAGAGGAUGGCUCGGGCAUAUAAUAAGAAAGUACGCCCAAGGAAUUUUGAAGUGGGUCAACUUGUUGUGAAACGUAUCCUUCCCCACCAAGACGAGGCCAAGGGAAAGUUUGCUCCAAAUUGGCAACGCCCUUAUGUUAUUAAGCAAGUGCUAUCCAAAGGAGCUCUGCAAUUGGCGGAUAUGGAGGGAAAGGCAAUUGACACAAUUGUCAAUGCAGAUUCGAUCAAGAGACACUACAUUUAUCACUCCUCAUUUGACACUACAUUUCAUUAGGGUUCGGUCUAAUCACUCAAUAAAAAGAUAAUCAUGUUCUUCAGUUCUCUAAAGGUAGAGACAUUAUGUUGUCGAACUAUGGAGAAAAUGAAACAGAGAGUGUUGUGAAAACCCUUACGGGCACUAUAAGACGAUAGAUUGGUGAAAAAUCAUGAAUGGUGUUACUGAUCGAAUGAUGACAUUUUUUCUGUACAUGAGCGCCAUCAUGAUAAAAGUCAAGCUUAGACUGAAAGGUGCAACAUUGUUUCCUGAGAUUCAGAUAACUCGAAAAAGAUCAAACUUUCGGUCCAAUUGCAUGUCAUGUUUCAAAGUUGUCACGUACUUUCAGAUAAGAUUCUUUUCACUCAUUUAAACAUUUUCUUAUUUAUCUUCUACUUCUAAAGACACAAUUUUUCCUUCAUAACCCUUUCAUUCGUGUCAUUAUUGCUUGUGUUUCUUUGAGUUUUUAUUUUUCUUUCUCAGCAUCAACUCGUGUCAAGUGAGAAAAUAAAAUUAAAUAAGCAAAAUUGACUAUGGUAUUUCCAGUUGAAUGUUGGGAACAUGCACAAUAUUGGCUAGGGCUGUGAACCUAUCGAGAAAAUAAAUAUCAUAAAUCGAUACCGAGUGAAAAUAUAUAAAGCGAAAGUCGCUUGGGAACGAAUGAACCACACAACAUGCACAAAAUGGUGAUGAGUUAGAAUGUCAAUGAUAAGUGUUUCAAGGAAAGAUAAGGAUUGUUUUUAAAACAUCUACAAGAUAUUCGCAUAAUCAUCAAUGGGAUGAAUCUUCCAAGCGGGGCGGAUCCAGAAGUCAAGCUUUACAAGAUAUUCAAAGUCACGAACCAACCACCAUGUAGGAAAAUUAACAAUACAUUUUUUGACUUAAAACAGGUAUAAGGCAGAAUCAUGUAAAUAGUUUGCAAGAGACAAACGCCGCGAUGGUAAGUUCUUGAAUCUUUACUUUCCAUAUAAUAUGCGUGAUAAAAUAAUAAUAACAAAAAAAUGAUUUUUUUAUUGAAUCUGGGGCAUUUUAUUUUAUUUUUAGUUUGUUCAAUAUACAAAUAAAAAUAAAAUAAAAUAACAAUAACCCCU
Molecule: messenger RNA, 3143 nt
Organism: Solanum lycopersicum (tomato)
Lineage: Eukaryota; Viridiplantae; Streptophyta; Magnoliopsida; Solanales; Solanaceae
Molecular function (GO): RNA-DNA hybrid ribonuclease activity; nucleic acid binding
Source: RefSeq, a predicted model, not a curated record